Messenger RNA from Ilex paraguariensis (yerba mate), 1397 nucleotides. The record is from the annotation of a GenBank genome assembly. NCBI's taxonomy places the organism in Eukaryota, Viridiplantae, Streptophyta, Magnoliopsida, Aquifoliales, Aquifoliaceae.
CGUCUUCUUUGACUCCACAAUCGAACUUCCCGGUAUAAAUACUAAUAUCGCCAUUUCUGAAACUUGUAAGCAUUUGAAAGCUUGAAUUUCUUAGAGAACGAAAUGGUGGCACCGAAGAUCUGGAACGCCAUGGAAGCAGCAGAGGAAGCUCGGGAGAACCACGGUAGCUCCGGCAUUCGUUCGUCUUCUCUCACCGUCGACCCCUCUCUCUCUCUUCCCGAUAUGAAGCCUUGCAUCGUAGAGCUGUGCAAGGAUCUGUUCAAGAAUUGGUCGAUAUUAGACGAUUCCCACUUCGCUGUCGAGACAGUUUCCGGCGGCAUCACCAAUCUCUUACUCAAGGUAUCUGUAAGGGAAGAAAGCGGAGACAUUGUGAAUAUUACAGUUAGAUUGUAUGGUCCCUAUACUGAAUUUGUUAUCGAUCGUGAUCGGGAACUGCAGGCCAUUCAAUACCUGUCGGCUGCAGGAUUUGGUGCCAAGUUGCUUGGGAUUUUUGGAAAUGGCAUGGUGCAAUCAUUUAUAAAUGCACGUACACUAACUGCAUCAGACAUGAGAAAGCCGAAGCUAGCUGCUGAAAUUGCGAAGCAGCUUCAUGAAUUUCAUCAAGUGGAAGUUCCUGGUUCCAAAGAACCUCAACUAUGGAAUGACAUCUUUAAGUUUUUCGAAAAAGCAUCCAUUCUUAAGUUUGAUGUUAUUGAGAAGCAGCAGAAGUAUGAGACAAUUUCAUUUAAAGAAAUUCAUACUGAAAUUGUUGAGCUCAAGGAAUUGACAGACCGCCUUAAUGCUCCUGUGGUGUUUGCGCACAAUGACUUACUUUCUGGGAAUUUGAUGCUUAAUGAUGAGGACGAGAAACUUUACUUCAUCGAUUUUGAGUAUGGGUCAUACAAUUACAGAGGUUUUGACAUUGGAAAUCACUUCAAUGAAUAUGCUGGAUAUGAUUGUGAUUACAGCAUGUACCCGAAUAAAGAUAAACAGUAUCAUUUCUUCAGGCAUUAUUUAGAACCUUACAGACCACACCAGGUAUCUGACAAAGAUCUUGAAGCUCUUUACGUGGAGACAUAUACUUACAUGUUAGCUUCGCACUUGUAUUGGGCUCUUUGGGCUCUAAUCCAGGCAAAAAUGUCUCUUAUCGAUUUUGAUUAUCUUGGGUAUUUCUUCCUCCGCUACAAUGAAUACAAGAGGCAGAAGGAGAAGUGCUUCCUGUUGGUGCAAUUAUACCUGUCAGGAUCCGGGACUGGCUGAAAUGUAUCCUUCUAUGCAACACAGCUAAACCUCUGUAUGUUGUGAAAUUGUUGUUGGUAGCAUUUGUGAGGCCUCCAUUUGAUAUGCUUUGUAUUGUAUUCUUUUGUAAACCAUUUAGGAGAAAGAAAUUGAAUAAGAGUGGCUUUGUUGUAAUCUUG